Aspergillus vadensis CBS 113365 is the source of this 873-nucleotide messenger RNA. RefSeq names its product xyloglucan-specific endo-beta-1,4-glucanase A. Gene Ontology annotation, molecular function: cellulase activity. The coding region runs from base 72 to 818 and encodes 248 amino acids. The transcript is spliced from 2 exons. The record is from RefSeq and is a predicted model, not a curated record. Gene Ontology annotation, biological process: polysaccharide catabolic process. Lineage: Eukaryota; Fungi; Ascomycota; Eurotiomycetes; Eurotiales; Aspergillaceae.
CAGGUAGAUAACCGACCCGGUUGACAAUUCCUCACACACAAUCUCGACCAGUUCACUGAACCUUUAUCAUCAUGAACCGGUACCUGUCUAUCCCCCUGUGCUUGGCAAGCGCUGUUCCUGCGCUAGCGGGUCUGGCGGCCCGCGACCCCAUUGGCACCAUCUGCACCAAGAACAACAUCAUCACCACCGACGACUUCAUCCUCUACAACAAUCUCUGGGGUGAGGACUAUGCGACCUCUGGCUCGGAGUGUACCUACCUCGACUAUGACAGCGGUAACUCCAUCUCGUGGCAGACAUCAUGGACCUGGGCCGGCGGCGACGACUACGUCAAGAGCUAUCCCAAUGCCGUCCUGAACGUCGGUGCUAAGCAGCUGAGCACGAUCACGACGAUUCCCUCUACCUGGAAGUGGAGCUACACCGGCGAUGACCUCGUCGCUGACGUCUCCUACGAUGCCUUCCUGGCCACCACGGACUCCACAACGGCCACCCACGAGUACGAGAUCAUGAUCUGGCUCGCCGCCUACGGAGGCAUCGAGCCCAUCGGCAACUCGGACGGUCCUAUCGCCAGUCCCACUAUUGGUGGCUACACCUGGGAUCUCUACGAAGGACCCAACGACUGGACCGUGUAUAGUUUCGUGGCCCGCGAGACUAUCACGGACUUCUCGGCGGAUCUUAUGGAGUUCUUCACUUAUCUGGUUGAUAAUGAGGGCGUCUCGUCGAGCUUGUAUCUGCAGACCCUGGGUGCGGGUACGGAGCCGAAGACGGGCUCUGAUGCUUGGUUUACCGUUGCGCCGUACACUAUUAGCAUCAACACUUAGUGGUUGAGGUAUUUUGAGAGUUACGGGAGAGUUGUUAGGAGGGAGAGAAAUGGCG